AUGACCAAGGUGACAGUGCCCGAAAAAAGCUGGGAUCAUGUGGAAAAGGGUGAAGCUCUCAAGAGGCACUUUGUGGCAGUUGCCUCUGCCAUACCAUCUGCCGCCAGAGAAGAGUUUGGCUCCACCAUGAUCUAUUCAGGACUCCAUGCUCAGAGGCAGCAGAUAUCUAACAGCAGCUCCAUCACCCAGUUCCUCCUCCUGGCGUUCACAGACACUCGGGAGCUGCAGCUCCUGCACUUCUGGCUCUUCCUGGGCAUCUACCUGGCUGCCCUCCUGGGCAACGGCCUCAUCAUCACCGCCAUCGCCUGCGACCACCACCUCCACACCCCCAUGUACUUCUUCCUCCUCAACCUCUCCCUCCUCGAUCUGGGAUCCAUCUCCACCACUGUACCUAAAGCCAUGGCUAACUUGAUCUGGGACACCAAGGCCAUUUCAUAUGCAGGAUGUACUGCCCAAGAGUUUCUGUUUGCCUUCUUGAUGUCAGCAGACUUUUCUCUUCUCACCAUCAUGGCCUACGACCGCUACGUUGCCAUCUGCCAACCCCUGCACUACGGGACCCUCCUGGGCAGCAGAGCUUGUGUCCACAUGGCAGCAGCUGCCUGGCGCAGUGGGUUUCUCAAUGCCGUGCUACACACAGCCAAUACAUUCUCACUACCACUGUGCCAAGGCAAUACCAUUAACCAGUUCUUCUGUGAAGUUCCCCAGAUCCUCAAGCUCUCCUGCGCAAACUCCUUCCUCAGGGAAAUUUGGGUUCUUUUGGUUGGUGCCUGUUUAACAUCCGGGUGCUUUAUUUUCAUUGCGGUGUCCUAUGUGCAGAUCUUCAGGGCCGUGCUGAGGAUCCCCUCUGAGGAAUGGCACAAAGCCUUCUCCACGUGCCUUCCACACCUGGCUGUGGUCUCCCUGUUUGUCAUCACUGCCAUGUUUGCCUACCUGAAGCCCCCCUCCAUCUCUUCCCCUUCCCAAGAUCUGCAGGUGGCUGUUCUGUACUCAGUGGUGCCUCCAGCAGUGAACCCCCUCAUCUACAGCAUGAGGAACAAGGAGAUCAAGGAUGCCAUUAGGAAAGUGAUUUCAUGGCUAUUUAUCAAUACUGUUAAGUUUCCCUCCUCUCUGCAAAAGUGA
This is a messenger RNA of Tyto alba (common barn owl), 1119 nucleotides long. RefSeq names its product olfactory receptor 14C36-like. Gene Ontology annotation, cellular component: membrane. The transcript is spliced from 3 exons. The record is from RefSeq and is a predicted model, not a curated record. Gene Ontology annotation, biological process: G protein-coupled receptor signaling pathway. Gene Ontology annotation, molecular function: G protein-coupled receptor activity; olfactory receptor activity. NCBI's taxonomy places the organism in Eukaryota, Metazoa, Chordata, Aves, Strigiformes, Tytonidae. The coding region runs from base 1 to 1119 and encodes 372 amino acids.